AUGAUGCCCACACAGCCGCCACCAGCAGUGCGCCCAGCACAGGGACCCCGUCCCAUCGCCUUCACUCCCGUGGCUCCCCCUCCUGCCCACCGCAUGCCCACCGCUCCCCCUCCUGGCAUGGGCCCCACUGCCCCUCCCCCCGGGGUCUUCCCCCCUGGCGCGCCCCCCCCUGGGGUGCUUCCCCCCGGAAUCCCCCCCCCUGGCGCUGCCCCCAUGAUGCGCCCCACUGGCCCCCCUCCUGGCGUGCGCCCGCCUGGUGCUGCUGCUGUGGGUGCGCCUGGGGCGGUUGCUCCUCCUGCUGCUGCGGCUGCACCUGCGCUGGCUGCUCCCGAGGCUGCGCCGCCUGCCCCGCCGCCCACGGUGCAAACUGCCGACACCUCCAACGUGGCCCGUGAGUGCGCUGCUUUGCCUGCCCUCUCGUUCUCCUCCUUCUCUCCCCUCCAUUCCCCUCCCCCUCCCCUCCCAUUCCCCUCCCAUUCCCCUCCCAUUCCCCUCCCAUUCCCCUCCCCCCUCCCUUUCCCCUCCCAUUCCCCUCCCUUUCCCCUCCCAUUCCCCUCCCAUUCCCCUCCCAUUCCCCUCCCAUUCCCCUCCCAUUCCCCUCCCAUUCCCCUCCCAUUCCCCUCCCAUUCCCCUCCCUUUCCCCUCCCAUUCCCCUCCCUUUCCCCUCCCAUUCCCCUCCCUUUCCCCUCCCAUUCCCCUCCCAUUCCCCUCCCAUUCCCCUCCCAUUCCCCUCCCUUUCCCCUCCCAUUCCCCUCCCUUUCCCCUCCCAUUCCCCUCCCAUUCCCCUCCCAUUCCCCUCCCAUUCCCCUCCCAUUCCCCUCCCAUUCCCCUCCCAUUCCCCUCCCAUUCCCCUCCCAUUCCCCUCCCAUUCCCCUCCCAUUCCCCUCCCAUUCCCCUCCCAUUCCCCUCCCAUUCCCCUCCCAUUCCCCUCCCAUUCCCCUCCCAUUCCCCUCCCAUUCCCCUCCCAUUCCCCUCCCAUUCCCCUCCCAUUCCCCUCCCAUUCCCCUCCCAUUCCCCUCCCAUUCCCCUCCCAUUCCCCUCCCAUUCCCCUCCCAUUCCCCUCCCAUUCCCCUCCCAUUCCCCUCCCAUUCCCCUCCCAUUCCCCUCCCAUUCCCCUCCCAUUCCCCUCCCAUUCCCCUCCCAUUCCCCUCCCAUUCCCCUCCCAUUCCCCUCCCAUUCCCCACCCAUUCAAUUCCCCGGCCGCUCCGCCACCCACAAUACAAACAGCUGACACCUGUAACGUGGCCCCUGCCUGAGCUGCGUCCAGUGGUAAGCACGCUGGUGAGGGUGUUCAAGGAGGCAGCAGCGGCAGUGGCGGCGCAGGGCAAUGCAGGCAAGAAGAGGGAGAUGGAUGCCAACAGCAGGAAGCUCGGGCUGCUGCUGCAGCGCCUCAACCAGCGGGAUGUGUCGCCCUCCGUGACCGGAAAGCUGCUGCCCCUCUGUGCUGCGCUGGAUGCUGGGGACUAUGCCACUGCUCUGCACAUUCAGGUGGAUCUGACGACCAAGGACUGGGAGGAGUGUGGCGUGUGGCUCACAGCGCUCAAGAGCGUCAUCAAGACGAGACAACAGCUCGGAUGA
This is a messenger RNA of Closterium sp. Yama58-4, 1578 nucleotides long. The record is from the annotation of a GenBank genome assembly. NCBI's taxonomy places the organism in Eukaryota, Viridiplantae, Streptophyta, Zygnematophyceae, Desmidiales, Closteriaceae.